Messenger RNA from Sphenostylis stenocarpa, 747 nucleotides. NCBI's taxonomy places the organism in Eukaryota, Viridiplantae, Streptophyta, Magnoliopsida, Fabales, Fabaceae. The record is from the annotation of a GenBank genome assembly.
AUGGGAAGAUCCCCUUGCUGUGAGAAAGCUCACACAAACAAAGGUGCAUGGACCAAAGAAGAAGAUGACAGACUUAUAUCUUACAUUCGAGCUCACGGUGAGGGCUGCUGGCGCUCCCUCCCAAAAGCCGCCGGCCUCCUCCGCUGCGGCAAGAGUUGCCGCCUCCGCUGGAUCAACUACCUCCGCCCCGACCUCAAACGCGGCAACUUCACCGAAGAAGAGGACGAACUCAUCAUCAAACUUCACAGCCUCCUCGGUAACAAGUGGUCUUUGAUAGCUGGAAGAUUGCCGGGGAGAACGGACAACGAAAUAAAGAACUAUUGGAACACUCACAUAAGAAGGAAGCUUUUGAACAGAGGAAUCGACCCUGCAACUCAUAGACCUCUAAACGAAGCUGCUUCUGCUGCAACUGUUGCAACGGUUGCAACUACCACUAAUAUAUCUUUUGGUAAACAAGAACCAGAGACAAGUUCGAGUAACGGAAGCGUCGUUAAAGGGUCCAUCAUAGAACGCUGCCCUGACUUGAACCUUGAGUUAACCAUUAGUCCUCCUCGCCAACAACAACCUCAGAAGAAUCUUUGCUUCGUUUGCAGUUUGGGUUUGCACAACAGCAAGGAUUGCAGCUGCAACGUCGCCAACGCCGUCACUGCCAACAGCUCCGCUCCUCCUGCUUCUGCUGCUGCUUAUGAUUUCUUGGGCUUGAAAACCAACGGUGUUUGGGAUUGCACCAGCUUGGAGAUGAAAUGA